AUGGCUCCCUAUGAGACUUUAUAUAGAAGGAAGUGUCGUACACCAUUGAAUUGGUACAAGCUCAAGGAUCGGGAAGUUUUGGGUCCCAAAUUGAUUAAGCAAGUAGAGGAAAAAGUUCAAGUGAUUCAGCACAGUCUUAAAGUGGCAUCCGAUAGACAGAAGUCGUAUGCUGAUCAUAAGAGGAAAGAGAUUGAAUUCCAAGUUAGAGAUAAAGUAUUCCUGAAAGUAUCUUCGUGGAAGAAAGUAUUACGUUUUGGCGGGAAAGGGAAGCUGAUUCCAAGAUAUAGAUCUGAUCCCUCUCAUAUUGUUGCACCAAAAGAAAUCGAAGUCCAAUCUGAUUUAAUCUAUGAGGAAGAAUCGAUGAAAAUAUUGGCAUAUGAGGUUAAACAAUUACGAAAUAAGAAUAUUCCAUUGGUCAAAGUUUUAUGGAGGAAUCAUAAAGUAGAAGAAGGAACCCAGGAACGUGAAAAAGAUAUGUAUAAACAAUAUCCCUACCAUUUUGUGCAGUGA
Hibiscus syriacus is the source of this 510-nucleotide messenger RNA. RefSeq lists its product as uncharacterized. NCBI's taxonomy places the organism in Eukaryota, Viridiplantae, Streptophyta, Magnoliopsida, Malvales, Malvaceae. The record is from RefSeq and is a predicted model, not a curated record. Bases 1 to 510 code for a protein of 169 amino acids. The transcript has 2 exons.